GUCAGUUGGCGUACGAUAACAAUAAACAACCCUGGAACAAGAGAUACGCACCAACAGGACCUGUCGCUUCAAUUCGACACAAAACGUAUUAAAAACAUGAGCCGAAACAGCGACAGACAUUUGGAGUAACUUCUCGUCAAGUAUCAGGAGAGUCUUGAGGGUCCUGACACAAAGGAUUUUCGAGUUUUUUUGUCAAGCCUAGGGGAGAACCAGGGUUACGGUUUACCCCUUCCUUCUGUAGCUAGCUGUGGCUCAUUCCUUGUUUUUGCACACUUUGUGUUAGUUUGUUAUGCAGUUGCCAGAGGACUGUACUCGCACUCGUUCUCCUCCACCACCUCUUCGCUCCCUCUCCCCGCUCUCUCUGGCCCUAUGUCUCGCUGGCUCUUCCCCUGGUCAGGCUCAAUCAAGAAGCGGGCCUGUCGGUACCUUUUACAGCACUACCUCGGUCACUUUCUGCAGGAGCGACUGAGCCUGGACCAGCUGGGCUUGGACUUGUACAACGGCAGCGGAGUGAUCAAAGAGAUCAACCUCGAUGUCUGGGCGGUCAACGAGCUUCUUGAGUCUCUCGGGGCUCCUCUGGAGAUAGUGGAUGGCUUUGUGAGCAGCAUAACAGUGACCAUCCCCUGGCAAGCUCUCUUGACUGAUCACUGCACCUUAGAAAUAUCCGGUCUUCAGAUAACAUGUCGACCGAAAUAUCGCAACAGUGGGGUCUGGGACUCCCAGGGCUGGUCAUCAAGCAUGACCUCCAGUAUGCAGCUGGCUCAGGAGUGCCUGAAGGACCCCCCAGAGGCGUCGGAGGAGCCACCUGCCCAGCUUGAGGGACUCGAGAUGUUUGCACAAACCAUCGAGACGGUCCUUCGUCGUAUUAAAGUCACUUUCAUAGACACUAUCGUUCGCAUUGAGCACCAACCCCUGGACCUGGAAACAGGCGUAGCCUUAGAGGUGCACAUCAAACGGCUGGAGUACUUUGAUGAGGCAGUGCGUGAUCCAGCCAGCCAGACCACCUUGCCUGUCGACAUCCACCAGCCGCCUGCCUUCCUGCACAAGAUCCUGCAGCUGAGCGCUGUAAAGUUGUUCUACGACAAUAUCGGCACAGUACAGGGUCGUCAUGAGGACGAACAUCCCGAAUCAGCUACAGUAAGUGAAGGAGAAGAAGAAGAGGAGGAGGAGGAGGAAGAAGAAGAGGAAGAUGAAGAAGAUGAGGAAGAUGAGGAAGAUGAGGAAGAGGUGAAGCCCAAGGCUUCUCCUGCCUGUCCUCCAUCUCAGCCACUGCUUAUUGGAAGCUGCUCUGGUUUUAUCGAGACCACCGUCAAGAUCAAACAGAACGACAUGCUGCCAGGACCAAAGUUGGAGUUAGACGGGAAGGUGGGCUGUGUCCACAUGCUGCUGUCUCCAGAUCAAAUAACUCAUCUGACAGACCUGCUGGCAGCACUCUGCAUCGACACAGAGACUGAGACCAAGUGUGGUGGCAUUCACAGUCGCCCGUUAGACACAAACGACCUGCGGUUGAUUGAGGAGGACCUCAGUAAGCAGCUUGGUUCCAGCCCCAGAGACGACGAGUGGGAGGAUGAUCUCGACAUGGAGCCCUACGUCACCACGCUGGAGAAUGGAGAAAUGUUUUACUCAAUGGGUCCAGUUGGGAUGAACAGUAGCGUGACGUCUGUACGCUCUGGCAGCGAGCUAUCAGAUAGUGAUAUGGAGUCAUCUACACAGAGUAUAUCCAGCUUCACACAGCCUGCAGUGCUGUCUGCACAGGGCAUGGUGAACUGUCCCAGGAGGUAUCCUGUAGCAGGCUGUCUGUCGAGUUUACCCCAGUCAGGCAUGAGGACCAGAGGACGCUCACACAGCAGCCAGGCGGAGCAGCUAAAGAUCGAUGCUUUGUUACGACUGACACUCGGCGGCCUCACACUGACCCUGCUGCAGGAAGACCCACCCUCUACACCAGAUGGAGCCUUGUCAUUAGCUCAGGUGUCUCAGGUGUUCUUCAGGGAGCUGGCGUUCUUCAAAGAUAGCAUGUUCAGCGAGAGAGACUUCCACCAUCUGAGAGGAGGCUUUGCCAAGGCCUGCCCACACUCCCAUCUCAGAGUGACAGGAGCAGCGGUGCAGGUUGCUUGUGAGAUGAGGAGCGGGAGACGCCACAGUCGAGCUGUGACCUCAGACCUUUCCUUCAGCAGACUGGAGCUGUUAGAGUGCCUGUGGGAGAACGGGAUGCCUCAGUACAGCGAGCUGCUUCAGUUCCAGAAAGCUGGUUUGUUUACAAUUGGAGCAGCAGCCAGACCAUGUGCACAACUACACUACAGCCUCACGGAAAAACACCUGCGCAAGGGUAAACAGCGUGUGGUGCGGCGGGAAAGUGUAGUGCGGGUGGAGCUGGCGGAGCUGAGUGCCGAGCUGGACCUGGAUAUCAUCAGUCGUCUGGGAAGCCUGAGCAAAGCCUUCAACCACUGUCCCACACAGACCACGGAUCCAAGACUCAUGCAGACGCAGAGCACUGAGUUCUGCUCGUCCUUCACCCUCCUCUCCCCCCACGCCGUCCUCAGACUUCGCUUCCCCAUACCCGACCUGCGGCCCCUCCCUAAGCGUCGACCUCCAACCCAGAGGACAGUGCGACAGGAGACCUUGGUGCUGGAGCUGACAGAGCUGGAGCUAAAGCACCAGGAGGCCCCAGACCUCCAGACUGAGCAGAAUGCCCCAGGACAGCCGUGGGCUCCCUGCCUCACCCAGCUGCUAGAGGCCUCCUUCACUGACCUGCAUGGCUCAUAUGAGGGCUGGGAGGGCGGCUCUUUCCCCUGUAUCAGAGUGAAGAAGAACCGUGACUCUGUGCCGAGGUUAUCAGUGCGUGUGCGUGGAGGUGAAGCACAGGGCCCUGCAGGAGGCCUGGAUGGGAUCAACCUGGGUCUAAUCAGGGACCUGGGGGCAGCCUUCUUUGAUAGUCACUGUGAACUCAACGUCAAAACCAGCUCUCCGUUCUCCUCCAACCGCACCAUGUUUGAGACUGAGGAGAUGGUGAUUCCAGCCGACCCAGAAGAGAUGCGUCAGUUUCAGGCGCAGUGUGUUGCUCAGUGUCAGUGUGCUGUGGACAUCAGCCUGCCGCUGGCCUACAUCCUGCUGCCCAGCAAACAGGCCUUCCAGAGCAUCUACAACAGAAUUAAUAAUGAUCUGUUGAUGUGGGAGCCUCCUCCACCCUCGGCCAACAGCCCAGACCACAGCCGCCAUCAGCGUGAUGAGUUUAAACUCUGCAAGUCUGCAGUUAGACUCGACUCCGAUUCAGAAGAGGACGAGCCUCAGUUCUAUUUGGCCAGUGAAUCCGAUGGAAAGACACAACAGCCAGCUCCCCGUCCAAACCACAACCUCAGCCUGCUUUCCCUCACUGUGAUAAUUGGCAAAGGUCGCCUCCAGGCUAGAACUGACAGAAAGGAGGACCAGAGUCAUGGGGAGAUUGUACUCGACCUGGAAGGGGGGAAGAUAUUUAGCGUUGCGCAGCACCAGAACGACCCCAAUCUCAGCUUCCUGUGUGUGGAGAGCAAACGAGUGGAGCUCUACCAUCAAGCCGUGAUCAAAGACACCCCCAUCCCACAGCGAUUGGAGAUGCCAAACUUUACUCCUCCAAAGCACUUGGACCCUACCAUCUACCCCACAGAGGUGGGAGUGAGCAGUGUGAGUGGCAGGGAGGGGGAGCCACAGAUGUUGUCAACAGCUAUCAAAAUCACGCUGGACUCCCACAGGAGUGUCAAGGAGUUCCUUGUUGCCCUCCGACUUCAAGGUGCCACGAUGCGACAUUACAUGACACCGACUAAUCACAGCUGGCAUGAGCAGCUGGUUGACUUCCUGGAUGUCAUAGAUGAUCCUAUCCUGGGAUACACAUCACCUGCCGUCAUCACUGUCCUCCACACACACCUUGCUACCUGUGCUGUCGACUACAGACCUCUGUAUCUGCCCCUGCGAAUGUUGUUCACAGCAGAGUCCUUCUCCCUGUCCAGUAACAUCAUCGUAGACACUGCCACCUUCCACCUCAGAUUCAUUCUGGAUGACUCUGCUCUCUACCUCUCUGACAAAUGUGAGACUGACACCGUGGACCUGAGGAGAGACUACGUGUGUGUUUUGGACAUUGACCUGCUGGAGCUCGCCAUCACCACGUGGAAAGGGAGCAAUACAGGAAAACUUUCUCAGCCUCUCUUUGAGCUCCGCUGCUCCAACAAUGUGGUCCACCUUCAUACCUGUGCUGACUCGUGCGCUGCCCUGGUCAAUAUGCUGCAGUAUCUGGUUUCCCAGGGUGACCUGCACCCUCCACCACGACACACCUCACCCACCGAAAUCGCUGGCCAGAAACUACCGCUGACUGAGAGUCCUGCGUUCGUGCAACCCUGCCCUCCAGCUGAAACUGCUGAGAUCAACCAGUACGACCUCGCUGAUGCCUUAAUAGACACAGAGAAGAGUCACCGAGAGGAGAGUGGAGAUCCAGAUUCACCUUCCAUGCCGAGAGGCUCACCUGUCUCCGUCUACUUGUUCCCGGGCGAGGCUUCAAAGCGGGGAGGUCCAUCCGCCCCGUUGGGGGAUGACUCUGAGCUUGAUAGACUGGUUGCCACAGCAAAAGAAGCACAAGUAGACAUGAUGUCAGAGGAAGGCUCCGAAGGUUCCACUGACAAUGACGACUUUUGCAUCUUGGAGGCUCCAGGCAUGGGCAUUCCUCCCAGAGACGGGGAGCCUGUUGUGACGGUGCUGUCAACAGGGCCCAUCAAGGUGAAGGACAGUCACUUUUCAAGGCCUCGAGGCAGCUCUGACCUGCUCCGAGCCCCAAGCCGCUUCCCUGUACCCCAGAGCAGGGUGGUGCUGCGGGAGAUCUCAGUGGUCUGGCAUCUUUACGGGGGCAAGGACUUUGGUGGCAAGCCCUUGUCCAUGCAUGCCCAGAAUGCAAAUAGAGGUCGUUCAGUCUCUGGUGGUGUCCGAGGAUCCCCGUCCCGCUGCGCCGGGUCCUCUCGUCCCCAGAACUUGUGGCGCUGGGCAGGAGGCAGCGGGCGUCAACACACACUGCUGAUGGAGAUCCAGCUCACCAAGGUGUCCUUCCAGCAUGAGUCCUAUCCCGUGGUCGUAAUAGGGCAGGAUAGCGAGGGGUCAGUGGCAGCUGCAGUUGGGGUUUGUCCUGGUGGUGAGCAGCCCCUCUCUAGGCAGGUUUUCAUCGUCCAGGAGCUGGAGGUUCGAGACCGACUGGCUUCCUCUCAACUCAACAAAUUCCUCUACCUCUACACCAGCGAGAGCAUGCCGCGCAGAGCCCACUCCAACAUGUUGACAGUAAAGGCCCUGCAGGUGUGUCCAGAGUCUGGUCUGGGUGGUCCAGAGUGCUGCCUCCGGGUCAGCCUGCUGCCACUACGACUGAACAUUGACCAGGAUGCACUGUUUUUCCUGAAGGACUUUUUCAGUAAUUUAGCUUCCUUUGUUAACCCUUACCUGCCUGUGGACCCUGCAGCUGAAGUGAAGGCAGAUCCCUCCCAGAAGGCAUCUGAGGAGGGGGAGUCAGCUGCUGGUCUGGGACCUGACCUCACAGCUUCUGUUGAAACUACCUACAGCGAGCAGAGCUCCUCCUCCGCUGACUCCAACUCCUCCUCCGAGCAGCCCAUCUACUUCCGGGAGUUUCGUUUCACCUCAGAAGUGCCUAUCUGGCUGGACUAUCAUGGCAAACACGUCGUUAUUGAACAGGGAACGUUUGCAGGGAUUCUGAUCGGUCUGGCUCAGUUAAACUGCUCGGAGUUGAAGCUGAAGAGGCUCUGCUGCAGACACGGUCUGCUCGGUGUGGACAAAGUGAUCCAGUUCGCUGUCACAGAGUGGCUCACAGACAUCAGGAAGAAUCAGCUGCCUGGCAUUCUGGGAGGUGUUGGUCCCAUGCACUCGGUUGUCCAGCUGUUCCACGGGGUGAGGGAUCUAUUCUGGUUGCCCAUAGAGCAGUACAGAAAGGAUGGACGCAUAAUUCGAGGUCUCCAGAGGGGGGCAGCAUCCUUUGGCACCUCCACAGCAUCUGCUGCUCUGGAGCUAAGCAAUAGGCUGGUGCAGGCCAUACAGGCCACAGCAGAGACAGUGUAUGACAUACUGUCUCCGACUCCCCCUCUGAACCGCUACGCCAUCACUGAGGGCCGAGCCCCCUCUAGUCGGCCUCGCAGAGCUGCUCAGCCUGCAGACCUCCGAGAAGGUGUGGCAAAAGCCUACGACACCGUCAGAGAGGGAGUGAUUGACACAGCUCAGACCCUGUGUGAUGUAGCAUCCCGUGGCCACGAACAGAAAGGUCUGCCUGGUGCUGUGGGCGGCGUGCUGCGGCAGAUCCCGCCCACUGUGGUCCGACCUUUAAUCGUGGCCUCUGAAGCCACUUCCAAUCUGCUUGGUGGCAUGCGGAACCAGAUCAAACCAGACGCCCGCAAGGAGGACUUCUUGAAGUGGCGCACAGAGGACGGCCAAGAAUGAUGACAGCCUUUUUUUGUCAGUGGGAGAGUGAGAGAGUGUGUGUGUGUGCGUGUGUGUGUGUGCGUGUGUGUGUGAAUGUAUGUGAGAGAUAAUGAUUUGGGAAAGCUAAGGAAGCAAAUCCAUGGCUUGGAUGUGUAUUUGCAUUUGUGUGUGGACUAACGAGAGUCAGUGUGUGCUCCAAUGCAAAAACAAAACAAAGACUAACGACUACUGCAGUUACUGACACCCAGUGUUAUAUGUGUCUCCAUUAAACAUAGACUUUAAUCACCGUUCUGCAUUCAACUCAAGCUCUCCUCAAAGUUCUCCUUCUCAGUGAGACAAUAGUCUGCAGGUUCUCAUUGGAACAAACAUAUCACCACCACUCUCUACUGAACUCAUUUUCAACUCAACUAAGGGCAGGUAGGACCAUCACUCCCAAGGUUUCAAUGUUGGCAAGAAGAAAAAACGUAGACAUGGCAACAUCUCGAACCAUGAGUUGCGCUGCUUGAACCAUUUUUUUUUACUCUGAUUAAGGUAGUGAUUUCUGGAACAUUGUCUCCUUUGUGUAUGGUGCAGGGAGAGGAAGUUAAUACGGAGUUAAUACUCAACCGAUAUUUUCAAUCAAAUCAAUCAAAACAACUGUAUUGUGAGGCCAAAAAGUCGUAGACUAUUUUAUGAACAGUAGUAAAAGGGGAAUUCUUGUCAAUACAUUCUCACUGAUCACUUAACUACAAACAGCAUCACCUGACAGGAUCCUGUAGAUUAAUCAAAACAUCAGUUUUUUGCUGUAACAAACUAAGUUGUGACCUGAGCCUUGGUGUCUUUUGAUGCUCAUAGUGCAGACAUGGAGAACAUUUAAGUGAAGUUUCUUUUGCAAACACCCUCCAGAUGUUGACUGAUGUUUUCACCUGAACUCCACAACUUAGUGUCAUCGGUUCAGCUGGAACUGUCUUUUUUGUGCCAUAAACCUUGCAGAGUGCCCUUUUAUUUUUGGUUUGUGUUGCCUUCCUCAGUCCUGUACCCCUCCUACUACUAUUAUAUAGUAUGCUGGCUCAUAUUGAUCCACACCAGACUGAAUAGAGACCGGAUCACAUGAAGCCUCUUAACUCUGUAGCACGUUGGAUUCUGUCAAAGCUUCACAUAGUCGGGUUGGUCAUCGUAAACUGUCUAGAUUUCAGCCAGUGGCUCUUCUACCUGCAGCUCGUUUGUGCUUCUCUUUCCAUGAACAGUAACAGAUCGGAGUUUGAAAUAACCUUCUCUGUUUCAGAAAUGCUGUGUCCACAUUUUUAGUUGCCUUCCUGUUAUUUUUUUAACUCUUUUCUCUUUAGUUUUUUAUUUUGUUGAAGUAUAGGUAUUGUCAUACUCGUUUUCAAAAUAAGAGUUGAGUGGAUGUGAAUCUGGUGACAUUCGAGGAUGAAAAAUUGUGGGGGGGGGGGGUUAAAAAAAGUUUUACAUUUUUAUCUUUUUUGUUUAAUAAGUGUAAGGGAUAUGUGAUUCUCUAUAUGUGAGUGAGAGUGUGUUUGUGUGUGGGCACAUGAUGCAUAUCUGUGAAGUUGACAGGUUAAUGCUUGUUACUUGUGUGUAAUUACUAUUUACUAUAUCAUAAACUGUAUGAAUGACCUGUAUAAUACAAAGGCAAGAAGUAUACAAAAUCAAUAAAAAAAAUCUGUAUAAAAAAAUCAAA
Labrus mixtus (cuckoo wrasse) is the source of this 8113-nucleotide messenger RNA. It is a transcript of the gene atg2a, whose product is annotated as autophagy related 2A. The record is from RefSeq and is a predicted model, not a curated record. Gene Ontology annotation, cellular component: phagophore assembly site; extrinsic component of membrane. Lineage: Eukaryota; Metazoa; Chordata; Actinopteri; Labriformes; Labridae. Gene Ontology annotation, molecular function: phosphatidylinositol-3-phosphate binding. Gene Ontology annotation, biological process: autophagosome assembly; autophagy of mitochondrion; reticulophagy. The transcript has 42 exons. The coding region runs from base 370 to 6450 and encodes 2026 amino acids.